AUGGCCGCUAAGAUGCGCUGGAGGUGCGUUCCCGGAGUGCAGCGGAGUCGGCGUGCAGCUUUCUCCUGGGCCCGGAUCCUCGGGCGCUGCACCCGCCUGGUGUUCGAGGUGUGCGGUAUCCCCUGCAAGCACGAGAAGUUCGCGCAGGUUGGAAUUGCCAGAGUCGGGGCUGACGAGGCAGAUGCUCUGGAAGGCGUCGCGGAUGAGUCCAAGCUUUCUGUGUUCACGCCACUUCUCGACUCCGUUUGCUUCACCUCCUGCGGCGACAUCCAGGCGACGAUGCCCAUCGAGGUGGCGUCUCCGGGUGACCACCACCUGUGCCACCGCACAAGCGACUGGUGGAGUGGAGGCCCCGAGUGGGACCUAAAGGGCCGCGCUCUGCGAGCCUAUCUUGAGGUGGACCUGGUGCGUGGCGAUCUCUCCUUCAGACUCGAGAGCUGGACCGAGGAGCCAAUUGUGGUCAGCUGCCCCGACCUCCUGACCGAGAGCCCAAGGCCCUGGACCCCACUGGUGUCCAUCUCGCAAGGCCACGAAGCCAGGAUUUGUGAUCUCCACCUCGUGUGCAGCAGCUAG
Messenger RNA from Symbiodinium natans, 573 nucleotides. The record is from the annotation of a GenBank genome assembly. NCBI's taxonomy places the organism in Eukaryota, Dinophyceae, Suessiales, Symbiodiniaceae.